AUGAAAGCAUUUUUUAUAUGUCUUAUAUCAAUCAUUGUUAUUAAUUUAUGUUCAACACGGGUCAAUUAUCACAGUAGCGAUGGCUCUGGCGAUCCAAUUAUUGCGGCUAUUCUCAUACCUUGCAUUGUUGGUGUCGUCAUCGUAGUUAUUGUUAUUAUUGUUUGCAAAAUAAAAUGUGACAAGAGAAAAAGAAUGGGUGUUUUGCCAUUAUCCAGAGACGCAACUUUAGCUGAAUACAAUAACCCAUAUGCACCACCAUCUUAUAGUCAAGUACCGCCUUAUGCUCAACCACCACCCUAUGAAUAUCCACCGUCUUAUUUUGCACCUAGUGCAUCCACUGAACCAGCAAAAACGAUCGUUAAUUCAUGA
This is a messenger RNA of Rotaria sp. Silwood1, 369 nucleotides long. Lineage: Eukaryota; Metazoa; Rotifera; Eurotatoria; Philodinida; Philodinidae. The record is from the annotation of a GenBank genome assembly.